Dioscorea cayenensis subsp. rotundata (Guinea yam) is the source of this 2292-nucleotide messenger RNA. RefSeq names its product formin-like protein 11. NCBI's taxonomy places the organism in Eukaryota, Viridiplantae, Streptophyta, Magnoliopsida, Dioscoreales, Dioscoreaceae. Gene Ontology annotation, biological process: actin nucleation; actin cytoskeleton organization. The transcript is spliced from 4 exons. Gene Ontology annotation, molecular function: actin filament binding. The record is from RefSeq and is a predicted model, not a curated record. The coding region runs from base 256 to 2202 and encodes 648 amino acids.
CUCUCAAGAACUCUGAUUUUACCCUCUAUUGCUGUGGUUUGGUGUAAAGCUGUUGAUAUUGGUAAGCAACAUAUCACCUGCUUGAGUGUUCUCCUUUUGUGUUUUCUCUCUUUCCCUGUUGCAUAUUCUCAAUGUAGGAAGAAAACAAAGUUUUUCAGUACUUUCAAGAUUGAGAACGAGUUCUGCUAGUAUUCUGCAGUGGCAAGGAUAACCAGAUGCGGUCAUAAGGUCUUUGAUUUGCUGGUGAUCAAAGAAAUGGCUUUUGCUUCACACUGUCAAGUUCUUUGUCUCUUCUUCUCCAUCUCAAUUUGCUUUUUCUUACAUUUCAAUUUUGGUGCUGCAACUUCACUUCUUGAACACAAGCCCGCAGAAAAUAGCAGUGUUAGUGCUGCUGUUAGUACUAAAACUGGUCUUGAGUUUUAUGAUGGAAGGCAAGCACAAGAAGGAGAAGCUAUAGAUGUAGAAAAGUGGAAUUAUGGAACCAAGACCAUAGUUUGUGCUGCGUUAAUUGGAGCUACAUUGCUUAUUUUUGCUGUCAGUGCGGUGGUGCUAUGUCUGAGAUGCAGAAGCAAAAUACCCAAGAGUUCUCAGAAACACAGGACAGCAAUUCUAUCAAGGGUUGCAGACAAGGUGAGUUUUGAUUCUGGCCCAGAGUUGUUCUACAUGAAUUCCUUGUCACAGUUGUUGGACAACAAAUCUAGUGUUCAAAAGAUGAAUGGCUCUAGAAAUGUGUUGUUGAAACCAGUGAAGUAUGAAACACUUCCUUGUUCUGAGAGAAAUGUGUCUCACUCCCCAAGUUUUUCUCCAUUUAGUUCUUCCAAUAGAUCAAUUUCCCCUGAUUUAGAUUUAGAGAAGCAAUCCUUUUCAAUGUCUUCACCAUGUGAAAAUAAGGGAGUCUCUUGUGCUGAUGUCAAUGAAGAAUCUCAUUCUUCUUCUGUGCCAUUGUUUUGUAAUGGCAAUGGUGGAAGAAUUCCAAAACCACCACAACCUCCACUACCUCCAGUGCCUCUUGCAAGAGUUCAGUACUGUAGGCCAGUUAGCAAAGAAGGUUCUCCUUUGCCAAGGCUGAAGCCUUUGCACUGGGACAAAGUAAGGCCUGCAUCCAGUCACUCCACAGUGUGGGACAAUAUCAGAUCAAAAUCAUUCGAAUUCGACGAGGAAAUGAUAGAACUUCUCUUUGGAUAUAACGGAAAAUGUUUGACGAGAAAUGAAGAAGUGAGGGCAAAGAAUCCAUCCCCGGGGUUGUCAAUUCUGGAGCUUAAGAGGUUGCAGAACAUCACUAUAUUGCUGAAGGCUUUGAAUGCAACCAUUGAUGAUGUUCAUCACGCAUUGAUGCUAGGUACAGGAUUAUGUGUGGAACAACUUGAGGUGCUCUUGAAGGUGACGCCAACAAAGAUUGAAGAAGAAAAGCUUGUCAAUUAUGAAGGUGAUAUAAAUAACUUGGCUUCAUCAGAAAAAUUUCUGAAGGCAAUGCUUGAAAUUCCGUUAGCAUUCUUGAGAAUCAAAGUAAUGUUGUACAAGCAAAAUUUUGAUGAGGAUGUUUGUCACUUAAAAGAAACCUUCAGAAUGCUUGAGGAUGCCUGCAAGGAACUCCGGACCAGUCGGCAUUUCCUGAAACUUCUGAAAGCUGUGCUUAAAGCCGGGAACCGAAUGAAUGUAGGGACUAUGAGAGGAGGAGCAACAGCUUUCAAACUUGAUUGUCUACUUAGACUAGCAGAUAUUAAAGGAACCGACGGGAAGAUUACUUUGCUGCACUUUGUUGUUCAAGAGAUGAUACGAGCGGAGAAUGUCACCAAUAAUGAUGCAGAAGAGUGUUCACAGAUGAUGGCAGCAGACUUGAUGUCGAUACUUAAUUCUGAACUUCAAAGCGUAAAGAAAAGUGCAAAUUUAGACUUGGAUGAUUUAGCAAAUGCAGUUCUGAACCUGUCCAAUGUGAUGAAUGAGAUGAAACAUUUGUUACAAGAGGACUUAUGCAUGUAUGAGGAUGCAUGGAAGUUUGUGAACUCCAUGAAACCAUUUUUAGAUCAUGCUGAAGUGGUCAUCAAGGAGCUGAAGGAUAGUAAAGAAUGCGCGCUGGUUGGUGUUAGAGAGAUCACAGAGUAUUAUCACGGGGAUGUUGGCAAGAACGAAGUUAAUUCUCUUCAGAUCUUUGUUAUUAUCAGGGAUUUCCUUGAACUCUUGGAUAGAGAAUGUAAAAGUUGAGAGGCUCAAGUAAACUGUAGAGGUUGUAUUUUACUCGUAAGUUCAACAACAAUGAUUGACAAAGUGAUACGCUCUCUUUUCUAAUUGAGC